UUAAGAUGAUUGGAUUAAUAAAAAUGUUCUCACACAAUUGUAGGUUUAUCGAAGUCAUUGUAGUUGGAAGGUGUUAAAGUUAAUCUGUUGGGAAGUGGUCUUUCAUGGUAGUUUCCAUUCUACAUGUACAAUAUCUCCAUAUUAGGCUUGUUUGUGUUAAGGUCUCUUCAGUUAACCCUUCAACUGAUAAGAAACUCCCAGAAUGAUACACUGAUUUUGUUUCUGUGUAGCAUAUUUUUCAGAUAUGUUUAAAAAUUAUAUGUUAAAUGGCAAGUGAAGUAGAAGAAACUUUAAAAAGGAUCCAGUCUCAUAAGGGAGUUGUGGGAACUAUUGUUGUCAAUGCUGAAGGCAUACCAAUUAAGACUACUAUGGACAACACAACCACUGUUCAGUACGCUGGUCUCAUCAGCCAACUGUCUGACAAGGCUCGUAGUGUUGUCAGAGAUUUGGACCCUUCCAAUGAUCUAACUUUCUUAAGAAUAAGAUCAAAAAAACAUGAAAUUAUGGUUGCUCCUGAUAAAGAAUUCAUCCUAAUUGUGAUUCAGAAUCCAGCUGAGUAAAGAAGAUAUUUGAAAUAUUUGCACCAAUUAAUUAAUUUAUUUAACGUUGAUGUUGGUAUCGUACAUGUAUACACAUUUGUGUUGAUGUAUUAGUGAUACGUAUUAAUAAAUACUUUGUAAUAAAA
Messenger RNA from Homalodisca vitripennis (glassy-winged sharpshooter), 685 nucleotides. It is a transcript of the gene robl, whose product is annotated as dynein light chain roadblock-type 2. Bases 267 to 560 code for a protein of 97 amino acids. Gene Ontology annotation, biological process: microtubule-based movement. NCBI's taxonomy places the organism in Eukaryota, Metazoa, Arthropoda, Insecta, Hemiptera, Cicadellidae. Gene Ontology annotation, cellular component: cytoplasmic dynein complex; centrosome; cytoplasm. The record is from RefSeq and is a predicted model, not a curated record. Gene Ontology annotation, molecular function: dynein intermediate chain binding. The transcript is spliced from 4 exons.